Anolis carolinensis (green anole) is the source of this 1585-nucleotide messenger RNA. It is a transcript of the gene cops7a, whose product is annotated as COP9 signalosome subunit 7A. Lineage: Eukaryota; Metazoa; Chordata; Lepidosauria; Squamata; Anolidae. The transcript has 8 exons. Gene Ontology annotation, cellular component: COP9 signalosome. Gene Ontology annotation, biological process: COP9 signalosome assembly. The record is from RefSeq and is a predicted model, not a curated record. The coding region runs from base 183 to 1031 and encodes 282 amino acids.
AUGUCUGUCAGGGGCUGCCCGCCAAUGAGAGGGCGGGAAGGUGGGGCCUGCGGGGCAGCUGUGACGGCACCAACCCGGAAGUGGUCUGUCUCCCGGCGAGAGGGGCGGCGGUGACAGCAACCGUGGCGGGUCCGGGCGGGAACCCCUCAGGCGGCAGGGCUGUGGCCUGGCCCUGGAGCAGAAUGCGGGGCGACUCCAUGGCGGCCGAAGUGGAAGUGAAAGUGACGGGGCAGAACCAGGAGCAGUUCCUGCUGCUGGCAAAGUCUGCCCGGGGAGCAGCCCUGGCCAGCCUCAUCCACCAAGUGCUGGAGGCCCCAGGCAUCUAUGUUUUUGGAGAGCUGCUUGACAUGCCCAAUGUCCGAGAGCUAGCAGACAGUGAGUUCUCCCCCGUCUUCCGCCUCCUCACAGUCUUUGCAUAUGGGACGUAUUCAGAUUACCUGGCUGAAUCUGGGAAUCUGCCUCCCUUAACAGAAGCUCAGAAGAACAAAUUACGCCAUCUCUCUGUCGUCACACUGGCUUCAAAACUCAAGUGCAUUCCUUAUGCGGUGUUGCUAGAGCAGCUCCAGCUGAAGAAUGUGCGCCAGCUCGAAGACUUGGUGAUUGAGGCGGUGUAUGCGGAUGUCCUGCGGGGAAGCCUGGACCAACGCAACCAGCGAUUGGAGGUGGAUUACAGCAUUGGUCGGGACAUCCGCAGGGAGGAGCUCAGUGCCAUCACCCGCACCCUUCAGGAAUGGUGCCAGGGCUGUGAGGUUGUCCUUUCAAGCAUCGAAGAACAAGUUAGCCGAGCCAACCUGCACAAAGAGCAGCAGCUGGGUCUGAAACAGCAGAUAGAGAGUGAGGUAGCAAAUCUGAAGAAGACAAUAAAGGUGACAACGGCGGCAGCCGCAGCAGCAACGUCCCAAGAUCCGGAGCAGCAUCUAUCGGAACUCCGGGAGCCCACUCCAGGCACCAACCAGCGGCAGGCCAGCAAAAAGGCUUCCAAGGGCAAAGGACUCCGAGGAAGUGCAAAGAUCUGGUCAAAAUCAAACUAACUGGACUGCUGCUGGCUGAGCAGGAUGAACCGAUGUCCCACGUGUGGUGCUUUUUUUCUCCAUCCUGGAUGAUUUUCUGCAUACUUCUCCCCACUUCUCCCUCUAAUACCUAUUUCUCUUUUCAUUUCCCCUUUUCUGGCAUGCUCAACUAUUAUCUCUCCCUCCUUCUGUUCCUUCUGUUGCUGUCUAAUAUUUUUUUGGCCUUUUUGCUCUUCUGGAUGUCAUCUUUUUUUUUUCUUUUGCCCUUUCCCAUCCCUUGUUUUUCAGGUGCAUUUUAAGAGCCAUAAAAUGUCCUCUGUUUCAGUUACCUUUGCACCAAUAGAUUUGCAGAAAUCUGGGUUGGACAUGAAUGUGGCACCAAGAAACCACUUUUGUUGCGAGUGUGGCUUCUGGGACAUCUGCUCUAGGGCACAGUUUACCCUCUCAGUGUUUUGCUGUGCUAGGAUCAGUGGAAGGGCCGGGGUGUGUGUGAGUGUGUUUUGGGUGGAUUAUUUUUAAAUAAAAGUAUAAAUAUAUAAAGCAAUUUAAAAAAUAAAUCUAUGGACAUAUCUACA